AUGGCCAAAGACAUAAUAAACCAGCAACAAAGAGAAAGAGGAGUAUCAGAAAAUGUGCAGACUAAUGUAGAAGCAGUGACACAGGCCGUUGCACAAUUGACCAACGGUUGUGAGAAACAUCCUGAUAAUGAACUGAAAUACUACUGUGAAGAUGAUGAUACCGUUGUUUGUGGUGACUGUGCAUUAGCAGAUCAUUAUAGGCAUGGUAUUUUACCUGUAGGAACAGUUGCAAAAAGCUAUAGGGAAAAAAUUGGAAAUGCCAUUGUUAAAACGCUGGCAAAAGCUAACGUAUUCAAAGAGGCAGUUGCCAGGAAAGCAAUCAUAGAAUUUGAGGACUCUCGUAUCAGGACAGCCACUAUCAACACCAUUGAGAGACAAGCCCACCAUAUUUGUACAUUAAUUAAUGAGAGGAAAGAAACACUGAUAUCAGAAGUGAAUUCUGAUUAUGAUAUUAGAAAAAAGCAGAACGAGGCAAACAAGGACAUCCUUGAACUCCACCAUGCCUCCUUGCAAAGUGCCUGUGGCUUUGCCCAACAACUUGUUGCAAAUGGCACCGACUCUGAUAUCAUGGCGCAUGCAAAGUCUCUCACAAAUAAACUGACAACAAUGGAAAACAUACCAGUACCAACACCAGACACAACUGCAGAGAUAUCUUAUAGUCCUGGUGAGAUAUCUACUGCUGGACUGGAAGCCAUGUUAGGACAGGUGACAGUACAGACAAUACCACCAUCAGCACCAAAUCGUUUUCUAAGAGAAGGCAGAAUGCGCAGUGGACAUCUCCUGAACAUUAUUCGACUUACUAUGUGUGAAUACCCCACUUUCGUCACAGUGAGCAGGGCUAAUGAUAACAUUGUGAUAUCAGACUUGGGCAACUGUGUACACAUGCUGUCACCUACUGGCGAUCAGCUGUACAAGUAG
Lingula anatina is the source of this 918-nucleotide messenger RNA. Its product is annotated as tripartite motif-containing protein 3-like. Lineage: Eukaryota; Metazoa; Brachiopoda; Lingulata; Lingulida; Lingulidae. The record is from RefSeq and is a predicted model, not a curated record.